GCCAUGGACUUGGGCGCAGAGGAGUUUGAGCAGAACCUCCCCUUGCUGCAGGAGCUUGUCCAGGACGCGGACUUUGUGGGUCUGGACAUAGAGUUCACUGGCCUUCGUUCUAGCCUUUCCGGACCGCAGCAGAUCAGUCUUUUUGAUUUGCCAUCCGAGUGGUACCUAAAGACCCGCCAGAGUGUUCAGCAGUUUACCAUCUGUCAGAUUGGAUUGUCUGUAUUUUCCAGUAUCGAAGGAGAGUUCAACAAGUAUGUAGCCCAUUCAUAUAACUUCUUUCUCUUCCCUACAACAUUUGGGAUUUUGGAUUCGGAAUUCUCUUUCCAGGCUUCUAGUGUUCAGUUUUUGAAUCAGUACGGCUUCAACUAUAACAAGUUUCUUAAAAAUGGAAUCCCAUAUAUGAAUGAAGAACAGGAGAAAAAAAUUAAGCACAACAUCCUGACAGGGAACUGGAGAGUUCGCAGCUCUCUGGAUAAAGACCAGAUCAAGGUGGUGAUUGAUGAGGUGACGCGAUGGCUGGACCUAGCUGAGGAAGGUGACCGGAUGACUCUGCCUGGUAUUGCUGGGUUCCAGGCCUUUGAGGUCCAAUUGGUGCUGAGGCAGGCCCUCCCCAAUAUCUGGACGAUGCUGAAAGAUCAGGGCGUGGUGGUGAAGAAGGUGAGUCGGCAGCAUCGCUGGUAUCUUGAGAACGCCUCUUGUGAUCGAGCCAGUUGUUGGAAGGAGCAGAUUCUCCUCUCUGCGAGGGGUUUUUCUGUUUUUUUCCAGAUGCUGGUGAAAGCCCAGAAGCCCUUAGUGGGGCAUAAUAUGAUGAUGGAUCUGUUGCAUCUCCAUGAGAAGUUCUUCAGACCUCUCCCAGAAAGCUAUGAUCAGUUUAAGCAGAAUAUCCAUGACCUGUUUCCUGUUCUCAUUGAUACCAAGAAUGUGACAAAGGAUAUCUGGAAGGAACUGCAUUUCCCACGGGUCUCCAAUCUCUCGGAGGUGUACGAAGUGCUGAGCAGUAACUUGAAUCCCACCAAGAAUUCUGGACCAGUGAUUGUUCAUGCGAGCAAAUGUGAAAAAUAUGCCCAGAACAAGUGCCCCCAUGAAGCAGCAUAUGAUGCCUUUCUUUGUGGGUCAGUUCUUCUGAAAGUGGCUCACCUGCUCCUUCAGAGGGUGCACAGUGCUUCCCAGCUUGGUGUGUUUGCUGUUACCCCAUGAAACUCCAAAUUGGAAUUUUGAACGUGUUUCCUGUGACAGCAGCAUCCCCCAUGCCUCCAGCACUGGGCACAACAGGGGCACCAAGUGCAUGCUGUACAUGUGCCUUCCAUAGACCCAGGCUGGGGACCCUUGCUCUAGGACUUGGCAGGCCCAGCGAAGGAGCUAAUCAGACUCUGGCCUGCUCCUCAGGACUGACUUAGCAAGGCAACUUUGAUCUGUGCUCGGUGAACUACCUAUACUUGUCCAGUUUUGGCAAUGGAUGUGAUAAAUACAAAUGUUCUAUGUCAUGUUGAUGUGAGUUUUAUAACUUAAAUGAGAAAUCUACCAGUCUGGAGUCUCGUAAUGCAUCAAAGAAUUUUUUCUGAAAUUUUUUUUUCUUUUUCUAAAAAUUAGAAAGGCCCUCCUCCUCCCCCCCACCUCCACGGGGGGAAAAAUUCCACCAGCCCAUCUUCCUCCUUCCUGUAGUUUGGCAAUGUCUGAGUGCCCAAGUGCCCACUGGCAGAUGGUGUGUGCUGGGCAGGAAGAAGCUUCCAGCAGAAGGGCGGGCACCUUUCAAUUCCGCUGAAAGCUCUCCUCUAUCUAGAGAAGCCUCUGGCUGUCCUGCCUGGUUCCCGACCAGUGCUCCCCCAGGGCCUGCCACAAGGGCUGGUCCCUGGAAGGGUGGGGCUGAUGGGUCCAGUAAAGUCAGGCGAGGGAUGGCCAUUUGGGGUCAAGUAGAGUCGUGCUGAGGAAUGAUGAAGUGGAGCCCCCUCACAGGCUUCUCGCUGUCUGAGCCUGCCUCCAGUGCUGGUCAGGGAGCGUCACAAAACUGUCACAGAGGGUGACCCUCCAGAAGCUCCGCUCUUUCUGGAGAGGGCUCUUUCAAAUCAGCCAGUUGGGAAGCCCACUGACAUGGGCACGAGUCUUGGGGGUGGAGAAUUGCCCAAGGCAGCCGUUUCCCUGUGUCGCCAGAUCCUUGGCUAUGGCGAGGACAGUGGAUAAGUGCAUUCCUGAGCGCUUUGGC
This is a messenger RNA of Marmota flaviventris (yellow-bellied marmot), 2200 nucleotides long. Lineage: Eukaryota; Metazoa; Chordata; Mammalia; Rodentia; Sciuridae. The record is from RefSeq and is a predicted model, not a curated record.